AGAAAUGGAUUGGCUGGAACCAAAUCAAAGUAUGAUACGAGUCCUACUCCUUGUGGCAAGUAAAUUAAAAGUACUAGAUCUCAGCAAUUGCGAAUACUUAAUGAGAACACCUGAUUUAUCCACGUUGGUAUCCUUGGAGAGAUUGAUCCUUGAAGACUGUCGCAACUUAAUUGCAAUUGACCCAUCCAUUGGUAAAUUAAAGCUCCUAACUACUUUGAACUUGAAGGGAUGUAAUUCUCUUCAAGAGUUACCUGAAGAAAUUGGAUGUCUACAAGCUUUGACAGAGAUUGUCAUGCCUAAUAUGCUACAUGAACUUCCGAGGACGUUCGGUAAUUUGCAGUCACUGUUGACCUUUGAUGUAUCAUAUAGGCUGAUUAGCAAACUGCCUUACUCAAUUGGAGGGCUAGUGAAACUUAGGCGGUUGAAUUUAUCUGGGUGUAUGAAGAUAGAGGAACUUCCAUACUCGUUCGGGGAGUUACAAUCCUUAGUCGAGUUGGAUUUGUCAUCGACAAGUUUGGGUUACUUACCCGAUUCAAUCGGCAAUCUAAAGCAAUUGAAAAUACUAAGGAUGACCCACAUAAGUCGGAUAACAAAAUUACCAAGUGUGAUUGGACUCAUGGAGAAGCUGGAAGAGUUAGAUGCUAGUAGAUGUUACAACUUGACUGGCAAAAUCACUAAUGAAAUUUGGAAAUUGUCUUGUUUGAGGAUCCUAGACUUGUCAUACACACUUUUAUCUAGCUUGCCCACCACAUUGAGCUACCUCUCUAAUCUGCAAAGACUUAAGUUGGAAUCAUGUCCUGAGCUUCAACAGUUGCCUAGGCUUCCCUCGACUUUGACUUGUCUAAAAUGGACCGCUGAUACUGAUAAAUUCUAUGAAGGCAUGCGAUUUGCGCAGGCGAGUGCUCUUCCCAGUAUUGAAGGUCCCCCAUUAAAGCUGCCGAGAGUAGAGUUGAGCAACACCAUGCAUGAUCGCCGCCUUCUCCGAUCUAGUUUUGAUUUUGAUUUUUUUGCCGGUCAAAACCUCCCGUCUAGUUUUGAUUUUGAUUUUGUUCCUGGUCAAAACCUCCCGUCUAGUUUAAGAGAGUUAGAACUUGGAAAUGUGACGAUUGAAUCGAGGAAUUUUUCCAAUUUGAAGAACUUGUCAACCUUGCGAUUAGCUAGUUGUGUGAUGUCGGGAUACAUUAGUUGGACUGAUGAACUGAUGCGUGGGCCUGAGUUGCUCCCAAAUGUACUUGAUCUGUCGCCCAUGACGAAUCUACAAGAGGUACAUUUGUUGGGAAUCUGGGAUUUAGUCGAGCUUGGCGGCCUUGAAGAAUUGGGAUCCCUUUGCUUCCUAUCGAUCGUGGACUGCAAUUCCAUGGAAAGGAUGUCAGACCUAUCGAAAUUGAGAAAGCUAAGGAAGCUCAGAGUAGGAAAAUGUCCAAAGCUAAGAAGCGUGGAAGGUCUCAACCACUUGGAAUCUUUACAGAAGUUGUGGAUUCACGAUUGCAGGUGGUUGGAGAGUUUGGCUGCCACCUCAGAUUUGCAUUUAGAAUGUUCCACAAUUGAACGUUGUGAGCGGUUGCGCAACCGUAACAGUUAUUGUAGAUGUCAUGAUAACAGAGACUCUGUGGAAACUGAACUCGACCACGCUGGGUAUUUUUGA
This is a messenger RNA of Rhodamnia argentea, 1645 nucleotides long. Its product is annotated as disease resistance protein RPV1-like. The record is from RefSeq and is a predicted model, not a curated record. The transcript has 2 exons. Lineage: Eukaryota; Viridiplantae; Streptophyta; Magnoliopsida; Myrtales; Myrtaceae. Gene Ontology annotation, molecular function: protein binding. Bases 5 to 1645 code for a protein of 546 amino acids.